Molecule: messenger RNA, 2884 nt
Organism: Glycine soja
Lineage: Eukaryota; Viridiplantae; Streptophyta; Magnoliopsida; Fabales; Fabaceae
Product: probable serine/threonine-protein kinase WNK9
Exons: 7
Coding region: 197-2389 (730 amino acids)
Biological process (GO): intracellular signal transduction; protein phosphorylation
Cellular component (GO): cytoplasm
Molecular function (GO): ATP binding; protein serine/threonine kinase activity
Source: RefSeq, a predicted model, not a curated record
AUAUCCACAGAAAACCAAAUAAUUAGUUAUUACAGUUUCUAUAUUCCUUGUAUAUGCAUUGACAAAACUACUCACUUUUUUUCUUCUCUUUUCUCGUGUUCUUUAUCUCUCUCGCUAGCUCACAGAAGAAGAAGAAGUAAAAGGCCUUUAUUUAUAAAUAAAAGAAAAGGAGAGAACAGAUAAUAAGAAACAAAGCAUGAAUGGUGCUGCAUGUGUUGAGGCAGAGUGCUGUGAGUUUGUGGAAGUUGAUCCCACGGGAAGAUAUGGAAGAUACAAUGAAAUUCUUGGCAAAGGAGCUUCUAAGACAGUCUAUAGAGCAUUUGAUGAGUAUGAAGGGAUAGAAGUAGCAUGGAAUCAAGUAAAGUUUUAUGACUUUUUGCAGAAUCCUGAAGAUCUUGAGAGGUUAUACAGUGAAAUUCAUCUUCUCAAGACAUUGAAACACAAGAACAUCAUGAAGUUUUAUACUUCCUGGGUUGAUACUGCCAACAGACACAUUAACUUUGUCACUGAGAUGUUUACCUCUGGGACUCUGAGACAGUACAGACUUAAACACAGACGGGUGAAUAUCAGAGCUGUUAAGCAUUGGUGCAGGCAGAUUUUGGAAGGGCUUCUCUAUCUGCACAGCCAUGAUCCUCCUGUGAUCCAUAGAGAUCUCAAGUGUGAUAACAUUUUCAUCAAUGGCAACCAAGGGGAAGUCAAAAUUGGUGAUCUGGGCCUUGCUGCAAUUCUCCGCAAAUCUAAUGCUGCUCGCUGUGUUGGCACACCUGAGUUUAUGGCUCCAGAAGUGUAUGAAGAGGAUUACAAUGAGUUGGUUGACAUAUACUCUUUUGGAAUGUGCAUCUUAGAGAUGGUCACUUUUGAAUAUCCUUAUAGUGAAUGCAACCAUCCUGCUCAAAUUUACAAGAAAGUUGUAUCUGGGAAGAAGCCAGAAGCUCUUUACAAAGUAGACAAUCCCGAGGUUAGGCAGUUUGUAGAGAAAUGCUUAGCAACUGUGUCCCUCAGACUUUCAGCUAGGGAACUCUUGGAGGACCCUUUUCUCCAAAUUGAUGAUUAUGGAUUUGACUCAAAAGUUUUGCAGUAUCAAAGAGAUUGUUAUGAAGUAACGCCAUUAAUUAGACAACCUGUGAAUGGAAUUUGUAUCAUUAACAACAACUUAAUGAGUGGGGACACUGAUAAUAUUGGUGGUUAUGGGCCUGUAUCUGAAUUGGGUUAUCAUCAAGACGAUUUUGAAGCGACUGAAAUUGGUCUCUUUGAUUGUGAAGAGGACGACAAUUUGGCUGAAGUUGACACCACAAUCAAAGGUAGAAGAGAAGACGAUGGCAUCUUUUUGAGACUCAGAAUAGCAGAUAAGGAAGGUCGAAUUAGAAAUAUCUACUUCCCAUUUGACAUUGAGACUGAUACCGCAUUGAGUGUUGCAAAUGAAAUGGUAGCUGAGCUCGACAUAAAUGACCAAGAUGUAACAAAUUUAGCAAGUAUGAUAGACAAUGAAAUUGCAAGAUUGGUCCCAGAGUGGAAAACAGGACCCAGAAUAGAGGAAAAAUCAGAAUGUUCAAGUGCAAGUGUCUGCCUCAAUUGUGCUGCAAACGGUUCCUUGUUUGAUUAUGUAUCAUCAAAUAAUCCAUGUGGCAAGAACCUUCAAUUUCUUCAUUGUUCUAAAACUGGAUGUGCUGCAGUUCAUGGCCGAUUUGAAGAGAUAACAUACCAAGUUGAAGGGUCUGAAAAUAGUGCUAGAGAAGGUGCACUGGAUGAAUCAAGCCAAUCCAAUGGCAUUCAAUAUACAGAUAUCUGGGCUCAGAGAGAUGAACCGGAUUUAUGCCAUGAAGAGUUAAAAGAGAUGCACUGUGACCAAGCUCAUGAGGCAUCAAACUCAUCAAACAUCAAGGAGGAUAGAAAAACUGUUAAUGUGGAUGAACAAAGUGAUCUCAAUACCAAAAAGUCUUCUUCAAACCCUGCACCAAAUUGUGUUUUCUUGGACUAUGAAAAUGAAAUAAGGCAAGAACUAAGAUGGCUCAAAGCAAAGUACCAAAUGCAGUUAAGGGAGCUUAGAGACCAACAACUAGGGCGUAAACCAAAAUUUACUAGCAUAUCUCCUGACCCCGAAAAAUUGGAGCAUUUGAAAGAUGGAAUUCUGAGGCUAUCAGAUACACCCAAUUUGAAGAUACAAAACAAUAAACCACUAUUGAGAACUAUAGUUUCUGGGAAGCAUUUUCAUGUUGAAUCUGAGAAAUGCAACACUUUGGCUGAUCAAAUGGUUCAAAAUGUUGAUGAGAUUUGUCAGUCUAACAGUCCUGAGCAAAUGAUCACAGCCAGGGAUUUCUUUACAGGAGUAUUGCUUCCACACUCACUUCAGAGGGCAACCUCACUUCCUGUUGAUGCAGUAGAUGUCUAGAAACUAGAAACCACCAAAGUUCAUAAUUUUCUCAUCAUAAGUGGGCACCAAUGUAUCUACAUUAACUGGUUGCCAGUUUACUUAAAUUUAGGGAAAGAAAAUCAGAGCCAGAGAGUGAUAGGAGUUACUCAAACGACCCUAGAUGUAAUUAGCUUGUGGGCACCCUUUUCUAGUAAGGUCACUUGACCUAGUAUGAAAAAUGCCAUAUGCAAAUCAUGCACAGGCUAACGCAAUCACAUUAAUGUAAGCAAAGUUUUCCCUUGAGAUGCUGAAUUUCAGCUCCAUCUCCUAGAGGAUUAUAUAUUACAGAUCAUAUGAGAUGCUAUAUUAGAAAAACCUGUGAGACUUCUCUAUGAUAGAAGUUUUUAUCCAUUUAUCUUUUGUUAACCUUUCUCACUAGCAUAAUGUAAUGGGUAAUGAGGCAACUAUGUAAUGCUAGAAAUGGGAGAAAUCAUUGUAUAAUUUAGAUCAUCAAAUAUUUAUGAUCAAUCUUUA